This is a messenger RNA of Triticum dicoccoides, 1483 nucleotides long. RefSeq lists its product as uncharacterized. NCBI's taxonomy places the organism in Eukaryota, Viridiplantae, Streptophyta, Magnoliopsida, Poales, Poaceae. The record is from RefSeq and is a predicted model, not a curated record. Bases 169 to 606 code for a protein of 145 amino acids. The transcript is spliced from 3 exons.
UCUAGCCCUGCGGAAGCUAGAGCUCUUCAGGGUCCAUAACCUUCGCCGCCUCGUCCCUUGCUCACGUACCCUCGUCGAGGUGUACAUCAGGCCACACGUCCCGCUUGAAGAGGUAUCUUUCCGUGGAACACCUAACCUUGAGAACAUUGUGCUCUUAUAUGCCGACAUAUGGCGGCUAAAAAAUGUCCCGACAUCUUUGUAAAAGAUGCCCUUCCUCCUAAGGUCCGAAAGGUUGCUCUCACGCUUCCAAUGCUGCACUCGCCCAACUUUGUGAUUACGCCUAAGAGGCCAGUAUCCAUCAUUACAACACUUAUCCUCAACAUGAAAUUUAGUGAUGGUGAAGAACUGAGGAAGGCUGCCAACAUGUUAGGCUUGUUCCCCUGUUUGCAAGUUCUUCAGAUUUGGUGCCUCGCCUUUGAAUGGACGGAUAAACAUGCGUUUGGACAGUGGCAACCAGCAGCCGAUACAAUUACCUGCCUAAAUGAGCGUCUCAAAUACGUGGAGCUUCAUGGGUAUUAUGGCACUACAGGGGAGGUGCAAUUUGCAGGUUUCCUCAUGGCCGGAGCAAAAGCUCUGAGGGCCAUGCAUGCAAAUACUGCACGGUAGUAAAAUUGAGGGAUGAGCGUAUCAACACCAUGAAAAGUUUAAUACUGAAAGGCGGCAAAGCCUCGCCGGAAGCUCAGCUUGGCUUUGCAUGGAGGAGCGACAUACCUACUGUUCGGCUGGACCUUGAGAGUUACCUGCGCGGAGUUCGUAUUAUUUGAUUGCAGGAAUUGCAUGUAUUCCAUACUUUACGGUAUGAACUGGUUAAUCGCAUGUGUGUUUUAAUUGAUUCAGUCAUGUUAUAUGCAAUAAUAAUUUUGAAGUGUUUCAGUUCAUAUUGAAGGAAAAGGAUGGUUAAUGAUGAGAACUGGCCUCAUGCCAGUAUUUGCAGAGAAUGGCAUGUCAAUGCCGGCGUCGUAUCUUAUGAACACGCACACAGGGAUGCGGUGAGUAGCAAAAACAAGCAAGGGAUGAAUCUACCUGCAGGAGCGAGACUACGGCGGAGACACCAUGGCAUUGCGUCGUCUCGUCAAAUUAUCAACUUGGCAGAAAAUUGUCUACCAUGGGAAAAAAUUGGAUUUUUAUGAAUUUUUCUAGUAUUUGUUUUGAAUUUUUUUCUAACCGCGUGCAUAUGAGCCUGGGCACCGAAUCCCUUGGCCAAGGCGUAUUCAGGUAACAGAAAAUCAAACCAGCUAAGGGAAUUUGCAUGGGAUUAUAUACAGGCUAACAAAUUACGGAGAUCGGGAACGACGAAGGUUUGUUUCUUUCUAUCUCCACAAGUAGACCGGUGAGAUGGAAAUUUAAGUCCCUUCUAUUUAAUGCCGAUGACUCUGACGGCGGGCUUGUGGACUUGCAACAUGAUGAGGCUGUUGUUGCGAAGAGUGACACCCGUGCCAAGAAAAACAUCCAACCGAGUCCGAGAGGGCGACCAUGACACGGA